AUGGACAUUGUCGGUGGCACUGGGGGAACUGGGCUCCAUGCUCGUAAGCACCAUAAGGGGUCUGCCAAUAAUCACGCUGAUGACACUGACGACUCACACCCACAGAGUCCUCAUCGAAGACGGAGUCGUCGUUAUUCCCGUUAUCUUCCUUCCUUUCUUCAUAGCGAGGUUGGGGUUGCCUUUGAAAUCGUCGUCGUCUUCCUAGUCUGUGGUUUCCUUCUGGGUUAUCUUGUUCUGAGCCAUCAACAUCGGCAUGUCAUGCACUUUAUUUCCGAUCCAUUGGGCCAUCUAAGGUUGCAUGGACGAGCGGGCUUUCGGCAUCACUUCUAUUCCGGUCAACCACGAACAGUGACUGUCGUAUUGCCUAGUGUGGUCAAUCCUAAGAACCGUAAACGACGUUUAGAUUCCAUCUUUGAAACAUGGGGGCCGAAUGCCCGAGCAAUCUACGUGGUUCAUAAUGUCAGCGAAUUUCCACAGGCAGAUCACCAUGCGGUCAUAUCCGAAAAGAGUCAACCAGAAGAUCCGUACUCAUAUCCACAGAUCCUCUUGGUUCCUCCAAGUAUCAGCUUUAACGAUGGCCUUCCCAGGUUGAACUAUGUCAUUCGCACCGUCUAUGAGAAAGUCAACCCUGAUUUUGCUUUUUUUGUAAAUGACCAUACAUUUGUAAUUCCAGAACACUUGUGCAAGUACUUGGAAGACAAGCAUCCGGAAGAAGAUAUGUACCAUGGACAUGCUAUGAAGAAUCAAAAAGAUAUCUUCAAUUCUGGAGCAGCAGGAUAUGUCUUGUCGCGCAAGACGAUGCAAAGUUUGGUACAAGCAUGGGACAAAGAAGAUCCGACAUGUUUGUUGAAAAAUGGUGCCAAAUGGCUACAAGGGAACCCAGGUCUUGUGACUUCCAAGUGUUUGAAGGAGGUUCUUCAUGUGGAAGCAGUUGAUACACGCUAUCACGGAAAGUAUCACCGAUUCCAUGCCUUUCCACUCACUCGAGUAGUGAGUGGCGCUGUCGAUGAUUGGUACAAAAAGAAACACGAAGAUAUGGACAAAAUGAUGAAGACAGAUGCUUCCUACAAUCACCUUGAUUCUGGUGUGGGAUGUUGUGCACAAGAAACUAUUAGUUUUCAUUAUGUGGAAUACUCGGAAUCCAGGGCAUUGUUCUCAACCCGAGAAGCGCUGAUAGAGAAUCCUCAUAUGACAGAUCACGAACUGAAGAAAGAAAUGAUAGCAAAGUGGCCAAAAGAUUUUAAAGAGAUCGGUGGAUAUUCGAGGGGGUUGCCAAAAGAAGAGAAUAAGGAUGACUGGGAAACACUGUUAAUAGUUAUGAGGAGAAUAUCGUCCCGCCAUACACAACGAGAGUGUUAA
Messenger RNA from Cylindrotheca closterium, 1359 nucleotides. The record is from the annotation of a GenBank genome assembly. Lineage: Eukaryota; Bacillariophyta; Bacillariophyceae; Bacillariales; Bacillariaceae.